This is a messenger RNA of Magnolia sinica, 2714 nucleotides long. Its product is annotated as protein NRT1/ PTR FAMILY 2.11-like. Gene Ontology annotation, cellular component: plasma membrane. Gene Ontology annotation, biological process: transmembrane transport. The coding region runs from base 70 to 1830 and encodes 586 amino acids. The transcript has 4 exons. The record is from RefSeq and is a predicted model, not a curated record. NCBI's taxonomy places the organism in Eukaryota, Viridiplantae, Streptophyta, Magnoliopsida, Magnoliales, Magnoliaceae. Gene Ontology annotation, molecular function: transmembrane transporter activity.
UUAAUUUCUCUCUCACACACACACUUCAGUGGUGUAUAUAUAAGGUGGAAAGAGGCGAGUAAGAAUAAAAUGCAAGCAAGUAUGGAGAAACCAGAGAAAUUAGAGGCAAUCCAAGAUAAGAAGAAGCAUAGAGGAUGGAAAGCUAUGCCAUAUAUCAUAGGAAAUGAGACAUUUGAGAAGCUUGGGACUAUUGGAACCACCUCCAACCUCAUGAUCUAUCUCACUACAAUCUUCAACAUGAAGCGCGUAUCGGCUGCUCUACUAAUCAAUAUCUGGUCUGGUACUACAAACCUGGCGCCAUUAUUCGGGGCGUUUCUUUCUGAUUCUUACUUCGGUCGCUUCAAGACGCUGGGAUUUGCAUCGAUCGCGUCUCUUAUGGGUAUGCUCCUUGUCAUGCUAACGGCGGCGAUCGCCAAAUUGCAUCCCCCACACUGUGGGACUCAUGAUGCUGGAUCUUGUGUGGGGCCCACACCAUUGCAAAUGGCUUUCCUACUAUUUGGUCUUGGAUUUCUAGUCGUCGGCGCCGGCGGAAUUAGGCCAUGUAACCUAGCCUUCGGAGCUGAUCAAUUCGAUCAGUCGACGGAGUCCGGUAGGCGGGGUGUCAACAGCUUCUUCAACUGGUACUUCUUCACCUUCACGUUCGCGAUGAUGGUUUCACUGACUGUAAUCAUCUACGUUCAAGAUAAAGUGAGCUGGGCCUUGGGCUUUGGGAUCCCUACAUUUCUAAUGUUCCUAUCAUGUGUGUUCUUCUUCAUCGGUUCGAGCGUCUAUGUUAAGAUAAAGCCCGAAGGAAGCCCAUUUGUUAGCAUAAUACAGGUUUUAACGGCUGCGAUUAGGAAACGUGGAUUAAAGCGACCGGAUGGCUUACCACACUCUCUCUUCAAUCCUGUCCACAAAAAUUCUAUCAACACCAUGCUUCCAUACACGGAUCAAUUCAGGUUCCUUGACAAAGCUGCAAUCUUGACCGUCGAAGAUAAGAUCAACGCCGAUGGAUCGGCCGCUGAUCAGUGGAGGCUUUGCAGCAUCCAACAAGUGGAAGAGCUGAAAUGCCUAUUGAGAGUGAUUCCCGUAUGGAGCUCUGGUAUUCUAUUCUUCAUCCCAAUCGUCCAAAAUUCAACAUACGUAGUCGUCCAAGCCCAACAAUCCGAUCGCCACCUUGGCUCAUACGAGAUCUCAGCCGCUUCGUUCACUAUCUUCGCCAUGAUUACAAUGACGAUUUGGAUACCCAUCUACGAUCGCAUCUUGGUCCCAUUCAUCCGACGGCUGACAGGCAAGGAAGGCGGGAUCACAUUACUCCAGAGGAUGGGUGCUGGUGUUUUUCUCUCCAUAUUCUCGAUGCUAGUCUCUGGCCUGGUGGAACGUCACCGUCGGUACAUCGCCCUUCAUCAUCCGACGCUUGGAACUGCAUCUGGUGGUGGUGCGAUCUCAUCUAUGUCAGCUCUUUGGUUGGUCCCACAGCUUGGUAUUGCUGGCCUAUCAGAGGCGUUCAGCGCAAUCGGGCAAGUGGAGUUUUACUACAAGCAGUUCCCAGAGAAUAUGAGGAGUGUUGCUGGGUCCCUCCUCUUCAUCGGUAUGGCGUGUUCUAAUUAUUUGAGCAGUUUGAUGGUUGCGAUUGUCCAUCAGACUACGAAUCGAGGUGGGGCCCACAACUGGUUGCCUGAGGAUCUCAAUAAUGGGAGAUUGGAGUACUUCUAUUUCCUCAUUGCUGGCUUAGGGAUUGUGAAUUUUGGGUAUUUCCUUGCAUGCUCUCGUUGGUAUAGAUACAAGGAUACGGAUGGGCCCAGUGAGAUUGCCAUGGAAUCCAACGGUUCAAAAGCUCACCCAGUUUGAGUUUAAAUCUAGGAAAAGGAGGGCUUGGAACUACACCAACUAGACCUAAUCAAAGCAUGUAUACUUAUCACUUUUUAAGUGGGCCGGCCCACCUUGGAAAGCAUACUCAUGUCUUCAUUUCUGACAAAUAAGGCUCAUGUUUCGGUAAUCCAGACCGUAGAUCUCUCGUGUGAUAACGUGGAUAUACUGUAACCCAAAAAUCUCCUCUGUUGGACUACUCCACCUUUCAAUUUGUAGCAUACAGGUAAACAACGGUCAACAUUCAACUAAACAAAAGCCCUAACGUUGGUUGCUGGGAUAAUCCAAUCUUGAUAUUUUGGGGACAUGUUCCGUCCAUCCUUCAACAGAACAGACCAAUGGUUUGGAUUACUGAAUCAUGAGCCUCAGUUGUUAGAAUCAAAGCACAUCAGGUGGGACAUGGUUCCUCUCUUAGUCAAAGGUUAUAAUGCUUUGGUAACAGGAAGAAAAAGAGCUUGAAUUAUACAAAGCUUUGUACGUGUGCCUUUUCAUGGUUUAGGUGCAUCCAAGUGCAUUUAAGUGUGGUCUAAGUUCAUCCAAGUGCAUUUGAGUGUGGUCUAAGUGGGUCUAAGUGAAUGAAAGUAUGUUGAACACACUUACAAAUGCACUUAGACUGCACUCAGAUGCACUUAGUUGUACUUGAACAUACUUAUACCUACUUAGAUAUAUAUGCAUUGUAUAUGAACAAAGCUUUGUAAUCGAUCUAGGAUGAAAAUGAAGGAAGACAUACAUCAAGAGAAAAUAUCCAUGAUCUUGAGAGGUUCUAUCAAUUCACUUGUAGUCCUAAGUUGAAACACUCCAUGUUUGUCCUUGAAUGUAGUUUAUGUGUGCCAAAAUAAUUAAAGGAAAUCAAGUGUCUUUCAUCA